This is a messenger RNA of Syzygium oleosum, 1700 nucleotides long. Its product is annotated as transcription factor DICHOTOMA. The transcript is spliced from 3 exons. Gene Ontology annotation, molecular function: sequence-specific DNA binding; DNA-binding transcription factor activity. Gene Ontology annotation, biological process: regulation of secondary shoot formation. The record is from RefSeq and is a predicted model, not a curated record. Gene Ontology annotation, cellular component: nucleus. The coding region runs from base 165 to 1400 and encodes 411 amino acids. Lineage: Eukaryota; Viridiplantae; Streptophyta; Magnoliopsida; Myrtales; Myrtaceae.
CUCUCAUAUGUGCACUGAAGAGAUAAACAGUCCACAUGAGUGUCGCUCUCAGCCAUUCCUUCUCUCUGCACACCCAGGUGAGCCUGGAAGAGGAUAAAAAUGGGUCCUGAGAGGUCACUCUUACAAGGCCAACGGACUCUCUGUAUCUUUCUUUGACAAAAUCUAUGGUUCUUUGGUUUCUUUCUGUUCAAAAAGUUCUCCAAGAACCCACAAACACAGAUACACACACACAAACACACAUUAUGUUCCCAUCCAUGAUGACCAACAGCAAUCCCAACCCUCCUCUCUAUCUUCUCUCUCCAUCACUCCCCAAUACCUCAUCUGCUCCCACAAACCAAGAAAUGAUCAACCAAACCAUCCUCUCCCACAACCAAAUGCCGUUCACAGAUCAUCACUUCUUCUUGCCCAACAAUCACAUUUUCCCCCUAAUUACUGAAGCUCCAAUUGACAUGGGGAGUCCUAAAAAUGGUGGGAAAGUUAGCUCAUUACUUCCAGCUAAGAAACCCCUGAAGAAGGACAGGCACAGCAAGAUAAUCACCGCACAGGGCCUCCGGGACCGGAGGGUGAGGCUCUCGAUCGAGAUCUCGCGCAGGUUCUUCGGCCUCCAGGACAUGCUAGGGUUUGACAAGGCGAGCAAAACCCUAGAGUGGCUCCUUACGAAGUCAAGGAAGGCCAUCAAGGAUCUGGCCAAGGCCAAGUGCAAGGGCUCGGUCUGCAGGCUCGUCGACGAUGAGAAGGGCUGGUCUUCUUCUACUUCCGAGUGCGAUCAGGCUGUGUCGACAAGGGUUGUGAUCGCUGAAAAUGGCAUAGUUCCUAUGGAUGAGAAGAGGUCAAUGCUAGUAGGAGACAGUGACCACCAAGGGAAGUUUAAGAUGGUGUCAUCAAAUCGAGAUGGUGGGCUUCAUGUUUUUGCUAAAGAGUCUAGGGUAAAGGCAAGGGCUAGGGCAAGGGCUAGGACCAGAGCAAAAAUGAGCAACAACAACACAAGGCUUGAUCACCAUGACCAGUCCAAGAAAUUUUUAUGCCCUGAUUCGCAGGUCGCUAGUGAAGACAAAAAAUCAAAUCAUCAUGUUCAAGCACAAGCUGAUCACCAGGCAUUCAGUGACCAUCAGGAGGAGGUUGAUAUUGAGCAAUCUGUUCUGAUCAAUAGGAAGCUGAAGCAAAGUUCAGUCAUCAUUAAUAAUUUCCAGAAAAACCUAGAAUUUGUUGGGAAAGAUAUGAUCUGCAACAUUGACAACAAUAGCCAAUUUUACGACUACGAUGUAACUCAUCAGAACUGGGACAUCAACCCCGCAAUUGCUCGAUCCACCUUUUCUGCAGUCACCAACAUGAACUUUUCAUCAGGGGUUCUGGUAUGUGGAAAGCAAUGGGAUUCUCCAAACAGCCAUUGUCUACUAUAAUAAAGGGCGAUACAUGAACCUAUGGAAUGAGAUUUGGAUCCACAAGACGGUAUGGGUCUCCUAUGUGUGGAAUAUUGAUCUUUGGCUCACCCACCCCAAUAGCUAGAUUUUGGGAUGGGAUUCUCCUAAGCCGCAUAUCAAUUAGUAUCGCAAUCUACAAAAUUUUCUUUGUCACAUUUAUCAAUGUGUGGAUAUCUAUAAUAAUCAGAUGUAUUCAUUUAGAUGUUGAAUAUUUAUCUAGGUCAAGCUACCGUUCAAAAUCAUUAGCUCGAAAUUAUCAUUUUUAGUUUUUCCUGUUUA